AGCUCUCCUUUCCCUUCUCUACCUCUGAGAAAGAAAUAACAAGGUCCGUCUGAAGGUGUGAGCUUGAAAGGGUUUUAGAAGAAGACCAACAGCAAAGCAAUGAAGGAAACAAGGAGCACAAAACGCAAGAGAGAAAAACAUGGAAAACCUCAAAAUAUGGCUUCUGCCUCCUCGAAAAUAUCAAAGUCAUCCUCUAAUUUUCUCGACAAGAUGCGAGCAAGAUUAUCAGGUGGCCACUUCAGGAUGAUUAAUGAAAAGCUCUACACUUGCACUGGAGAUGAAGCUCUCGACUAUUUUAAAGAAGACCCAUCGUUGUUUGAUAUGUAUCAUACCGGAUAUCAAGAACAGAUGUCACAUUGGCCCGAGCAGCCAGUGAACAUAAUCAUACAGUGGCUAAAAGCUCGCAGCUCUUCUUUAGUUGUUGCUGAUUUUGGCUGCGGGGAUGCACGCCUUGCAAAAAAUGUGAAGAAUAAAGUUUUCUCUUUCGAUCUUGUGUCCAAUGAUCCUUCAGUAAUUGCUUGUGAUAUGUCAAAUACACCCCUUGAUGCUUCAUCCAUAGACGUUGCUGUCUUUUGCCUCUCAUUGAUGGGGACUAACUUUCCAAGUUACCUUGAGGAAGCGCACAGAGUUCUGAAGCCCAGUGGGUGGCUUUUGAUAGCAGAAGUAAAAAGCAGAUUGGAUCCAAACACUGGAGGAGCAGACCCAAAAAUGUUUUCAAAGUCCAUAUCUGAUCUAGGAUUUACCUCAACGUUAAAGGAUUUCUCAAACAAAAUGUUUGUUUUGCUAUAUUUCCAGAAGAAGGAAAAAGAAACUUCGACAAGAAAAGGAAUUGAAUGGCCUGAGUUGAAACCUUGUUUGUACAAGCGUCGGUGAUAUCAUCAGAGGUUGCCCUUAUCAGGUUACUGGUGCAUGAACUUAACACUGCAUUAUCAGCAGUAUCGAUUUUGAUAAAGUUUGUAAAACUUUUAUUUCUUUAGAUUUCUAAUCAUGUGCUGUAUUAGAUGCCAAGAUUCUGUGACUUGGAAUACCUUUCUUCUUGAGUUUAUAGCAUGGGAAAAUGUAUUUUUUAUAUUA
Messenger RNA from Populus trichocarpa (black cottonwood), 1074 nucleotides. RefSeq names its product ribosomal RNA-processing protein 8. Gene Ontology annotation, cellular component: nucleolus. The transcript is spliced from 9 exons. NCBI's taxonomy places the organism in Eukaryota, Viridiplantae, Streptophyta, Magnoliopsida, Malpighiales, Salicaceae. Gene Ontology annotation, molecular function: methyltransferase activity. The record is from RefSeq and is a predicted model, not a curated record. The coding region runs from base 100 to 873 and encodes 257 amino acids.